AUGAACAACCGGCCGGUUGAGCAGGCCCUUGGCACAUUGGUGCCGACACACGCCAAUGACCUUCCGCAAGAGCUGCUUAGCUAUGCAAUGUCUCUGGUUGCGCAGUCCCGGAGCUUCUCGAGCAGCCUGAAGCCCGAGGAGGAAAUCGCUCGCCCCUACGCUUGUGCGGAAAUUGCUUGCAGAAGGUACUCCGAGCUCAACCACAUUCCAUUUGACAAUUGGGCGCUAAUUGCCUCUGUUCCACAUCUUAGACUAAGCAGAACUCUCAAACUUCCCCCACUAUUGGGGCAUGCGCCAUGCCCCCCACGCAUCUACAAGAAGCUUUAUACAUAUCUCGAUCGAUCGCUGACGGCCAGCUCAGCUGGAAUUAAGCGAUCAGCAAGUGGUUCAGCCCCAGGAACACCAUCCCGUGCUAGCUCGACGCAGACGACACCAACGAAAGGGGCGGCGACCAUGAACAGCCCAACGAAGAUGGUAGCACCGACACCUCGAGGACUACAACACUCGCCGUCAAAGCCUACUCCUCUAAAGAGGAGCAUGAGUACGGCAAACAAUCUCGGCAGUCCCUCGAAGUUAGCAAAGAAGCCUUCAACAACCCGGCCUAUAGAUUUUACUGGGUCAACUAGCAUCCCAGAUGCCCCGGCCUGGGUUAUGACGGCCAUUCGGACAGUAUGCAAGAUUUUGUCCACUCCUGCGCCACGUACAAACUCAUGGUCGCGACCGCCUAUCUCAAGAACUUUGCCUCCGCAUAUCUUCUCUGGUGUCUCCUCCAUUCUCUAUCAUACCUCGAGCAUGUCCAAUGAUGAAAAGGGGUGGGACGAAGAGACACUAGACUUUUUGGAACCGAUUGUGUCCAUUCGGGCCUCUGACAAAGACGAUGAUUUCAAAGAAUUGGUAUAUGCCAUGACUGUUGCUGUCUACUUCCUUGUCUUAGCUCGGCGCCGCAACCCUGGGCCUGAUGCAGAACAAGAUGUCGAGACACAGAAAAUGGAUAAGAAAACAUUCAUUGAGAUGCGCCAAACGGCAUUGAAUAGUCUUGGACUCAAAGCCAAUGACCGCAGACACCGCGAUGAUGUUGACCAGUGGAUCGCUCUGAUCAUGGAGCAGGGGUGGGCCAAUGGCCAGGAGUGGUUUGAGAACAUUCCCUAUGCUGGUCAGCUGUUCGGCGACGAUGAGGAAGGCAAGUCCUAUCAGGAUAUUGAUGAAGAAGAUGCUGCACUCAGAGGCGUCAGACUGCCAAAGCGUUCAGUCGGUGGCGAAGGGACUCGUUCAAAGUCUAAUUCUGCUCCUCGUAGUGGUCUUUUGCCUGGCCUUGGAACCAUGAUGCAGGAUCGUGUCGACUGGCUGAGCGAUGACCGCCAGGAGGAUUUCGUAGAAUGGAAGGCAUAUAUCAUGGCUCGCAUCCAAGGAGCUGCUGCUUGA
Molecule: messenger RNA, 1422 nt
Organism: Penicillium antarcticum
Lineage: Eukaryota; Fungi; Ascomycota; Eurotiomycetes; Eurotiales; Aspergillaceae
Exons: 1
Coding region: 1-1422 (473 amino acids)
Biological process (GO): DNA replication
Cellular component (GO): nuclear origin of replication recognition complex
Molecular function (GO): DNA binding
Source: RefSeq, a predicted model, not a curated record